GCACUGUUGCGUUGCCAAGCAAGGUACCAGACUGUCGGGUCCCAGCUAUUCCUUUUCCAUCCGCAGCAAAAAGACUGAGAAUGAAUCAGACGAAAGGGAAAAAGAAAAAAAAGAAAAGAAAAGAAAAGAAAAUCGCGCCCGACCAGUCUUGCUAUUGGGAAAAGCAGCGGUCCCAUUCAAUAAUUAUGAUGCAGGCGCUGCUGAUGCUCGUCGUUCUCCAGCAGUCCUGGGUGGAACAGGCAAUCCAAUCUCUUCCCCCCUCUCUCCCUUUCCCCCGUCUAAAGACUGGGGUUGAUUCCGUUUCCCUCUUUUCCCCCCUCCUCUUGUUCAAGCGCCGUCGGCUGCCGUUUGUACUCCUCUUCCCCUCUAUCCGCUGUCAAGUGCGUGUCGGGUCCCCAUUACCGUCGAUUCCAUUCAGACCAACUGCCACACCCUCACAGCGGUGUUAUCCGAUGUCAUUCGAAUCAUGCAUCGCUCUUCCCCACCCACACCUCUUUUUUUUUGUUCUUUUUAGCCCAGGGUAAAAAGAGUGACUGGCAACUUGGCCUGAUCACAUCCUUCCGGCGCUAAUUAAUUGUGCAUAAUAUCUAAUUGUCGCGCCUAUAUGGAUG
This is a messenger RNA of Aspergillus aculeatinus CBS 121060, 611 nucleotides long. RefSeq lists its product as uncharacterized. Lineage: Eukaryota; Fungi; Ascomycota; Eurotiomycetes; Eurotiales; Aspergillaceae. The transcript has a single exon. The record is from RefSeq and is a predicted model, not a curated record. The coding region runs from base 81 to 524 and encodes 147 amino acids.